Coffea eugenioides is the source of this 743-nucleotide messenger RNA. RefSeq lists its product as uncharacterized. The transcript has 3 exons. Gene Ontology annotation, biological process: photosynthesis. Gene Ontology annotation, cellular component: photosystem I. The record is from RefSeq and is a predicted model, not a curated record. Bases 112 to 465 code for a protein of 117 amino acids. Lineage: Eukaryota; Viridiplantae; Streptophyta; Magnoliopsida; Gentianales; Rubiaceae.
AUACUGCCAUCAUCUCCUAUAAAAGAUCAGGCAACUGUGGUUGUGAUUGAUUCGUAAAGGAAGCAAAAAAGCAUGUAAAAUCAGCAACUAAAAGAAAUAGUAAAGCUCCUCAUGGCUACAUCUGCUACAGUUAGCAUUUCAGCUUUAUCUAAUAUACAAGGAGGUGAAACCAGAGAAAGAAAAGGGAACAUAAACAGUGCAAAAGACAAGGGAAGAAGAGAGCUGCUUUUUUCUGCUGCUGCGACAGUUGCUCAAGUAACUGAUUCCAGGACCGACCUGCUUAAAAAAUAUUUGAAGAAAUCCGAAGAAAACAAGACCAAAAAUGACAAAGAGAGACUGGAUAGUUACUACAAGCGCAACUACAAAGAUUACUUUGGCUUGCUGGAAGGGACUCUGAAGCAGAAGAAAGAACAGCUUUCUGAAUCAGAGAAGGGCAUACUUGAGUGGCUUGAAAAGAACAAAUGAAUGUGCAUGGGAUUUAACGAUUCAUGCUUCUCAUGUUUGUCUACCUCUAUUUUCAUAUGAUGCAAUGCAGAAUAUGCUAGAGGAAGCUCGUUGGAGUAAUGAAGGCUUAGACCAUCAUAUCUUUGAUCUUGGUUAGAGUUAUUACAUUGUACAAGAACUUUAAUUGGUCCUGAGCUACUUGUAGCGUACAUUUAAACCAGCAUACUAUGCUACCAGUAUACAACUAUUUUACUGAUAGAAACUAAUUUCAUCUGUCUACCUUCUUGAUAUACUACAAA